AUGCCUGGAAGCGGGGCAAAUACUUCAAUCUCCACCAAGGCGUAUCUGGAGAGUCUCAGACCACUCAUCGCGCACGAGCGACAUGGACACCUCGAUGACUAUCGUGGCGCGAUCCAGGGUUCCACAGCCCGCAUCAGACAGUCGACUGCCAACACCUUCAUGCAGACACGACUAGCAACCCAUUCGGAGGCGGGGGCACGCUGA
Molecule: messenger RNA, 204 nt
Organism: Fonsecaea erecta
Lineage: Eukaryota; Fungi; Ascomycota; Eurotiomycetes; Chaetothyriales; Herpotrichiellaceae
Exons: 2
Coding region: 1-204 (67 amino acids)
Source: RefSeq, a predicted model, not a curated record